UCUAUCUAACUGCAAAUGAGGAGAGCAGCUUUGCUGAGGAAGCAAUGCUCCUGUUACUUCUGUUCCCUAAGUGACGGGAGAUGUGACAGGAUGAAUUCAAGAGAGCCUGCUCUGAUCAAGUGUAGACCUGACAGGGCUUCUCCUCUCUGUAUGGUGCACUGGGGGAGGCUGGGCUGCGGGAUCACCACAGCAGCUGCAUGUGGUUUUUGGAAACUGAAAGGGGAGACAGAGGUGCCCUCUGGCUGUGAGCAGCCCUUUGACUGGCAGUGUUCUGACCUGAUAGUUUUCCUGGAAAAGGGGCAGGCACUGUCACUGCUCAGGCGCCACCGACGUGCCAACAAGGGAUUUCUAGAAGAGAUGCUUAAGGGAAACCUGGAGCGAGAGUGCCUGGAGGAGAAAUGCAGUUAUGAGGAGGCUUUUGAAGCCCUGGAAUCCAUCGAUCAGACGGACAUAUUUUGGUCAAAAUACCAAGUAUGUCAGGGCCUGGGAAUGUCCAGGACAAUUCUGGAUGCUUGUCUAGAAGGUAACUGCGCUCUUGGGCUGGGCCAGAACUAUCGGGGAACAAUUAGCCACACUAAGUCUGGGAUUGAAUGUCAAGUGUGGACAAGCAAAUAUCCACAUAUUCCUAAAUUUAAUGCCACCGUUUAUCCCAGCCUCAUUGAGAACUACUGCAGGAACCCAGACAACAACUCAGAAGGCCCAUGGUGCUAUACUCGAGACCCAACGGUGGAACGGGAGGCGUGCCCCAUCCCCGUGUGUGGUGAAGAUAGAACAACAGUUCCAUUUACUCCACCAGCCAUAGAACCUACCCCAAAGGAACCUUGUGAACCAGAGAAAGGCAUGCUUUACACAGGGGCUCUCUCAGUCACUGUGUCUGGAGCUAAGUGUCUGCCAUGGAACUCCGAGAAAGCCAAAGAGGUGCUCCAUGGAAAAGACAUUGACCCAGAAGUGGAGCUGCAGGAGAAUUACUGUCGGAAUCCAGACAGAGAUGAUGAAGGUGUCUGGUGCGUCACGGAGGAACCACCCUACUUUGGCUACUGUGAUCUGCACUACUGUGACAGCUCGCUAGAGGAUGACAACCAAGAGUCUGAGGGAAUAUCAGGACGUUCUACUAUUCCUAAAGAGUUCAAAACUUUCUUUGAUGAAAAAACUUUUGGUUCAGGUGAAGCAGAUUGUGGCAGUCGUCCUUUAUUUGAGAAGAAAAAGAUAACAGACAAAAGUGAGAGGGAGCUGUUGGAUUCCUACACAGGAAGAGUUGUUGGUGGUGAUGAUGCAGAAGUUGCCAGCUCCCCCUGGCAGGUGAUGCUCUACAAAAAGUCUCCUCAGGAGCUGCUGUGUGGUGCCAGCCUCAUCAGUGACACCUGGAUCCUGACUGCUGCUCAUUGUCUUUUUUAUCCACCCUGGGAUAAGAACUUAACUACAAAUGACAUAUUGGUGCGAAUUGGCAAACACGUAAGAGCAAAAUAUGAAAAGAAUAAAGAGAAGAUUGCUCUGUUGGAUAAAAUCAUCAUCCAUCCCAAGUACAACUGGAAAGAGAACAUGGACCGAGACAUUGCACUCAUGCACUUAAAGAGACCCAUCAGCUUCAGUGACUACAUCCAUCCUGUGUGCCUACCUACCAAAGAGGUUGUGCAGAGGCUGAUGCUGGCAGGUUACAAAGGGAGGGUAACUGGCUGGGGAAACUUGAAAGAAACGUGGGCCACUAACCCCUCCAACCUGCCCACAGUUCUGCAACAGGUCAAUUUGCCCAUUGUAGAUCAAAGUACCUGCAAGGCAUCCACCAGAGUUAAAGUCACUGACAACAUGUUCUGUGCAGGUUACAGUCCUGAUGCAUUAAAGAGAGGAGAUGCCUGUGAAGGGGACAGUGGGGGACCUUUUGUAAUGAAGAACCCAGAUGACAACCGUUGGUAUCAAGUGGGAAUAGUUUCAUGGGGAGAAGGCUGUGACCGAGACGGCAAAUAUGGAUUUUACACCCAUGUAUUCCGCCUGAAAAAGUGGAUGCGAAAAACCAUCGAAAAUCACGGGCGAUAGAUGAAGCAUUUACUUUCCUUGCUCUCAGUUUUGUUACAAUGCUCCACUUCAAAACAUAAGCAUAGAAGAUCCUGAAGUAAAACAAGUUAUAUCCUUACAACUUGAUAAAGGAAAAGUCUUAUCCCUUGAAAAUAAAAGCUCUGAAACCCA
Molecule: messenger RNA, 2181 nt
Organism: Parus major (Great Tit)
Lineage: Eukaryota; Metazoa; Chordata; Aves; Passeriformes; Paridae
Gene: F2
Product: coagulation factor II, thrombin
Exons: 13
Coding region: 16-2031 (671 amino acids)
Biological process (GO): platelet activation; proteolysis; blood coagulation
Cellular component (GO): extracellular region
Molecular function (GO): serine-type endopeptidase activity; calcium ion binding
Source: RefSeq, a predicted model, not a curated record